Messenger RNA from Hemibagrus wyckioides, 2271 nucleotides. It is a transcript of the gene rars2, whose product is annotated as arginyl-tRNA synthetase 2, mitochondrial. The record is from RefSeq and is a predicted model, not a curated record. Gene Ontology annotation, biological process: arginyl-tRNA aminoacylation; mitochondrial translation. NCBI's taxonomy places the organism in Eukaryota, Metazoa, Chordata, Actinopteri, Siluriformes, Bagridae. Bases 557 to 2188 code for a protein of 543 amino acids. Gene Ontology annotation, cellular component: cytoplasm; mitochondrion. The transcript has 19 exons. Gene Ontology annotation, molecular function: arginine-tRNA ligase activity; ATP binding.
CUCACACACACACACUCUCUCUCUGUCUCUCUCUCUCACACACACACACUCUCUCUCUGUCUCUCUCUCUCUCUCACACACACUCUCUCUCUGUCUCUCUCUGUCUUACACACACACACACUCUCUGUCUCUCUCUCUCUCUCUCUCUCUCUCUCUCUCUCACACACACACACUCUCUGUCUCUCUCUGUCUCACUCACAAACACACACUCUGUCUCUCUCUGUCUCUCUCUGUCUCACACACACACACUCUCUCUCUCUCUCUCUCUCUCUCUCUCUCACACACAUAAGAUUGAAGAGUGUUUGUCAUUUCCCCCACAUGUAUCUGACGCAGUACAGAUUGAAAUGAAACGUUUCUCCAGGACCUGGUGCUACAGAAACAUACAACAUAAAGAUCAAACACAAGAACAACACAGAGCUAGGACAGGAGUUUGUCUUAGACACAUAAAGUGCAGGGUGUGGAACUAGGUGCAAACAGAGCAAUGAGAAGACAGUGCAGAAAGACGACAAAAACAGGACAGUGCUGAAAAAGAACAUGUGUAAUGAAAUGAAAUGAAAUGAGGUCGACCCCUGAGUUCCGGUUGGCCGUGAGCGCUCUGGUGCAAAAUGGAUUUCUCUCACCUGAGGAGGAUCUGCUGGAUCAAACCGAGCGCCUCGCCAGACAGCUGAAAGUGAACAGUGUGAUUGAGGAGGUGACCACAGGCCGAGGAGUCAUCAACUUCAGGGUCAACAAACUGCUGCUGGCUCAGAAGGUUUUGUCAGAGCUCCGUGAGGAUCCUCAGACGUUCGGUUUGAAGAGUGAAAUCCUCAGAACCCUGCCGAGGGGGAGAACACUGGUGGAAUACAGCUCACCAAACAUCGCCAAAAAGUUCCAUGCUGGUCAUCUGAGGUCCACCAUCAUUGGUCACUUCAUCGCCAAUCUUAAACAGGCUCUGGGAAACGAUGUCAUAAGAGUGAAUUAUUUAGGAGACUGGGGCAUGCAGUUUGGGCUGUUGGGGGUGGGGUUUCAGAGGUUGGGUUCAACGGAGAAGCUGAAGGAGAACGCACUGCAGCACCUGUUUGAGGUGUAUGUCCAGGUGAAUCGGGAGGCGGAGCAUGAUGAGAGUGUCAGAUCGGAUGCUGCAGACUUCUAUAGACGUCUGGAGCAGCAUGAUGAACAGGCGCUGUUGCUAUGGAAACAGUUUAGAGAAAUUACAGUGCAGGAGUACAAGAGGAUCUAUCAGCGUUUAGGUGUGCACUUUGAUCAUUACUCAGGUGAAUCUUUCCAUCAGAGCAAAACUCAGGAGGUGUUGAAUGACCUGCGGAAACUUGGCCUACUGAAGACAACAGAGAAAGGAACAGGAGUGGUGGAUCUGAGUGAACAGGGAGACAUGUCGUCUUAUUCCACCGUGAUGCGCAGUGACGGAACAUCGCUCUACAUCACCAGGGACGUGGCAGCAGCUCUGGAUCGCAAACAGAUAUUUGGCUUUGAUGAGAUGAUCUACGUGACAGAUAAGAGUCAGUCAGUCCACUUCCAGCAGCUCUUCCAGAUCCUCCGUGUGAUGGGACACCACUGGGCCCACAGAUGUGUGCAUGUCCCUUUCGGGUUGGUGAAGGGGAUGAGUACACGGCGUGGGGAUGUGGUGUUUCUGGAGGAUGUGAUCGAUGAGGCACAAAACAGAAUGAUGCACAACAUGAACCAGUCCAAAACGUCUAAAGCUGUGUCUGAUCCAGAGCAGACAGCAGAUCAGAUCGGAAUCAGCGCUCUCAUCAUCCAGGAUUUUAAAGGUCCCCUGAUGGCUGAUUACGUGUUUGAUUGGGAGCGAGUGUUACAGGCUCAGGGUGAUACUGGUGUCUUUCUGCAAUACACACACGCUCGCCUGUGCAGUCUGUUGAGGACACACGGAGACGAGACUCUCACACACUUGGACGCGUCUCAUCUUCAGGACCAGAGGAGUGUCUCCGUCCUGCAGCACUUACUGAGAUACGAUGAGGUUCUGCUUCAGUCUGCGCUCGAGCUGCAGCCACGCUACCUUGUCAGCUACCUGCUCAUGCUGUGUCACCUGGUGUCCUCGGCACAUAGACAUCUCCCGGUGAAAGGAAGUGCUACAGACGUGGCUCAGGCCAGGCUCCGCCUCUUCUCAGGCACAUGCUCAGUGCUGGCCAGUGGGAUGAAGAUUCUGGGUGUGUGUCCGGUGGAGAAAAUGUGAAACACGAUGUGUAGAAGAAUUUAUUUUGUAAACUGUGUGACAAUAAAAUGAUUAAAAAAAAUAAACACAGAGAGAGAAGAGGA